Molecule: messenger RNA, 3249 nt
Organism: Puccinia triticina
Lineage: Eukaryota; Fungi; Basidiomycota; Pucciniomycetes; Pucciniales; Pucciniaceae
Exons: 4
Coding region: 1-3249 (1082 amino acids)
Biological process (GO): cellular response to amino acid starvation; TORC1 signaling; positive regulation of autophagy
Cellular component (GO): GATOR1 complex
Source: RefSeq, a predicted model, not a curated record
AUGUUUUGGAUGCCAUCUGGGGUUCCGGAGCGGAUCGUCGUGCGCACUGAGAGUCAGCAGUCAGCAGCCAACCAGCCAACACCAACCACUCGGCAGCAUGGAACGAAGGCGAUUAUCGAGACACUCGUUGGCUUCUUCGUCUCCGAUUGGUCCAGUGGAUCCGUGAAUCCAUCGCGUUCGAUUGACGCCACUGGAGACCACCGGUCUUUCUCUCAGCAACGCCCAUCCAUCAUGAGCAGCUUACUGGCGGUCAUGCUCGUCACCCAAGCCGAUCAGUCCUCGCCCUCUCUCGCUUUUGCGUGGCCUCCCCGGCCGCAACCGACGCCGAGGCUAGAUCGGCCGGUCUACAAGCAGGAGCAAUCGCGCAUCUGUGGAAGCGACCCGAGCCUAUACUCGGGCAAGAAACACGCCCAUGGGGCUCACUGGACCGAUCAUCGCGACCAUCACGGCAAUCGGUUCGUGCGGGGCGUGCAAGAAUCGGAUCUUUGGGACGGCCAUUACGGCGAGAGCUCCUCAGACGAAGCCUCGCCCAGAGCCUUCAAGCAGCCCAUCUCCCGGAGAAUCAUCAGCUCCAGCUCCUCCGGCCUGCCCAAGCCUAGCCGACAUGAGCCCAACGACUUCGACGAUGAGGACGAUGAUUCGAGGUUCCCAGGCCUGUUUUACGAAAGCCAUCAUUCCGAUUCGGUCCGCCUCAGUGCGAAAAAAUCCAACAAACAAUCAUCACCGAGGAGGAGGACGAGCUAUCUUGGCUUCGAGCCGGACGAGUGGGCCGAUAUGCUCACCCCUCGAAUCCAUGGCGCUCAACACCUGAACACCCCCAAGGGGAUGGCCAGCGGGCGGAAGUUGGAAUUGGUCAUCGACGCCUUGGCUAUCAUCGCACACCCCGUCCUGGUCAACCAGAAGCCUACCAUGAGUCAAACCAAUCCCGAGCGCUCGAUGGAACGAGGCCGGACGAGGACCAGGUCAGGUGAAAAGGGGAUGCAGAGCUCCCCGCCGGUUUCUCCCAAUAAGCCAAACUCUCAAUCCCCCUUCUUAAAGCCAGCGCUUCCCACUCACACAUCCGCUCCCCGGACCUCGUCCGCUGAGCCACCCCUCUCAACCACCGAUGAAAUCGAUCUCAAUACACUCGACCUCAACGAUCCACCACUCGCCACCCUGCCAAACUCAUCCUCCUCUCCCUGCAAGCCGCCCCUCCCGGCGCCAAUAUCCCAGCUGACGAGGAUGAUGACGCCUUCGAUCACCCCUGUCGACACCUCCACCCGCGUCUUUUUGCACCCUCGCUCCUCCGCGUCAACUCGAAGCAAUUCCAGUCCAUCUCCCGUAGCCCUGCCGGCCCGGUUUAAUAUCCGGGACCGGUACAAUCCCAUCCCGUAUUCGCCCAUGUGUGGCUUCCUCACAGCAGCGCCGACUGCGAGGCACGAUGAGAGACAGCAGCCCAAUGAGACCCUACCAGCUCGGUCUGCUCAGCUGGCACCCUUGCAGUCCUUCACCCUGGCCUUGAUAAUCGAUACCCCACCCGCUUCUCACCUCUCACAGCACCUCGAAGUCUACUACAGGGAUGUGGUGUUGAAGCUGACAGCAGCACUCAAGCAUUUGGAACGGGAGAGCUCGUAUCUCACCAGGGAAGUCCAACUAAUCAUGCGCAAACUGUCCGAACGAAGAAGCUCAUAUUCCAGCCGGAGCAACAGCCAAAAAAGGCAGCCGGAGAUCGAAGAUAUGAUGGAGUUUGUCGAGCAGAGCUCGGACCUUGCCCGGGCUCUGGCGCGGACCUUCGACGACCUCAAGACUCUCGGCAGUACGAGUAUCACCCUCGAUCAUCAGCUCGACCUCGACUUACUCCUUCAUCGCGAGCUAUUGGAUAGUAAUACUGUCCCCGAGAAUUGGCUCUUGGCUAAUAGUGUCAAAACUCCCUCACCCGAAACUGGGGAUCAGGAUCGGUUCGCCCAUUUGGAAUCUUGGAAAAGUCUGCUACUCCUUGAAGAUCCCCAAGUCUUGAUCGAGCAAACUGCGCCCGGAAGUCUCCUGCGCGACUUUAUCGCAAUCAUCAAGCCCGCCUUGACGCUUUCUGAGUACAAGUUCUUACUAGACACCGAUUCCAGCACAAUAGCCGAGAUGACGGACCACUUGCUGUAUUGGAGGAAAGCAAAGUUGACGGACAUGAUCACCCUACGAAAUUCCUAUCAAUUAACUUGUCCCCCGCAAACCGACCCAUCAGCAAUUUCUCCGGAUCGACUCCCGAUCUCGCGGCUCCAGCACGAAUUCUCGAGCACGUUUCCGAACCUGCCGCACCUGGUGAUGAUACUCUCGUUGAUCAGCCAACGAUCGCGCCAGCCGUUCUCGAGCAUCCUGCCUAUGCUGGCCCCGAACCUGGAGAAGUCGGAGUCGAUGGCCGUACUGGUGUGGCUAUUAAAGCGGGACUUACUGCUGAGGGAGCGGACACACGUGCGGAUCAAGAUCGACCGGGAAACGAAGAUGAAGGUUGCCCUGUGGGAGCAAGAGCAGAAGCAGCAGAAGGGGAGCGAGGAAUACAACGAGGAGAUUGACGAGCAGAGCUCGCUUUCGCCAGGCUCCCAGACCCGCAACCGAGCCCAUCCAAGCAGCUCCCAGACCGCCCAGGCCUCCUCUUCGCUACCCUCUGACAGCCGCUACCAGCCGCUCUCGGAAUCGGGCUCUAAGAGGACAACCUCUGAAGCCAACCGGGCAGAGUCGAUGACCAUCCAGAGCCCGCAGCCGCAGGGGAUGACCUCCGAGCGGUCAUUGACAACCCAGCAGCCCAGCUCGGUGCCCGACGGCCUGAGCCGCCACUCCCGGCUCACCCAGUCGCUCCAGCCGCGCUCGCUGACCUCGAUCGCGAGCUCCGACGACUUCGGCCGAGAGCAUCGUCGCCGGCUGCGCCAGCAGUCCGUCCAGUCCGACUUCUCCGCCCUCAGCGAACCCCAUGCCCGUGAUCAAGGCUCCGAUGGUACCGCCCCCGCUGGCCUCAUCCUGCUCCCCCAUAAGGUCGACCUCCUCGCUGACAGCAUCAUUGGCGAACCCGGUCAAGCUACUGCUCUUGAACAGAAAUGGCUCGACGAAAUCUGCGCGGAAAAAACCGAUGCUCAGAUCAGAGCUUUCAACUCCGCCUUUAGAUAUUUUAACGGGCGCUAUGCGCUCGAAGAAAUCGUCUCCAGGUCCGGCUUAUCCAGGAAGGCGUUGAACGAAGUCUUGAAUGAGUUCAAACCCAACUUGAUUCUGUUGAUUCAUCCUUGA